AUGGAAACAACACUAAUAGGUGCUAUUAAAGUCAAAGACGGUCUUUUUAUCGGUGAUGAAUUUGCAGCUCAAGACUUAGAAUUCGUUGUAGCCAACAAGGUUACUCACAUCAUAAACUGCGCGGCACGACAGGUUCCAAAUCAUUGGGAGCCGAUCGGUGUACGAUAUAUUUCUUUUUCUUGACUUGACCAUGACUCUCAAGUCUUAUUAGACUCCAACGACAAAAAUAUUUCUGCGAUUUACAACUUUAUAGAGCAAGCUUUAAAAGAAGGCGAAAGCACACUUGUUCAUUCUGUCAGAGGAGUUUCGAGAUCCGCAGCCAUUGUUUCAGCUUAUUUAAUAAAACGAUACAAGUGAGGCUUAAAUAAAGCGCUGGAAUUUCUUUACUCGAGGAGACCAGACUUAGAUAUAAAGCCAAAUUUUGUUAAUCAAUUAGCUGCAUUUGAAAAUAGACUUGUCAGACAGGGUGAAGGGCCAAGAUCGAGAAAUUGGAAUGAUAAUGAAAAAGAAAUUGAAGAUGUGGAAGAAUUGAUAUUGAGAAAUACUUUCUUGAACUCACAAGUAGGGGCUGCAGUUGAGGCAAGGCCAAGCGGAGAUGGAGGGCCAAGAGAUCCGAGAAUUAAUUGGUCUGGGAAAGCUGUAGAUAUCCAGCCAAAUGUUAAAAAUCCGAUAGAGAAUGGCUAUGUUAUUUUGAAAUCGUGCAUUAAAGGAAGCACUAAAGAAGCUAGAGCACCUUUAGUAUCCCAAGCCGCUGAAAAGCCUAAACGAAAAGGAAAAAAAGGAGAAAAUAAUCCAAGUUCAUACAAUUCUCAAACCUUGAACAACGAGGACAAUCUUGCACCAAAAGGAGCUAAAUUGUCUCAAGUGUAUGCUCCUGAAGAAACGAAGCUAACUAAAAGGGAAUAUUUUGACAUGCCUAAUAAUCAACCGAUUCCUAAAAAAGUCCAAAUAACGCCGGCAGGAAAGCUGACCAAUAAUUUCGGACUAAAAAUAAAAGAAAAAACAGCCGAUAAAAGCUCAAGUUCCAAAAUAAAAAGGCCAAUUACAGCUCCAAGCAAAAGGCCACAAUCGCCUAAAAGCAGAGCUCGAAUAGCAAAUCCUGGUAAAGACCCAUUAAUUCCAAAAGUCGAAAUCGGACCCAAAAUCAGUUCUUAUGAUGUAUUAAAAAAACCAGGAAAAUUAAAAUAA
This is a messenger RNA of Blepharisma stoltei, 1188 nucleotides long. The record is from the annotation of a GenBank genome assembly. NCBI's taxonomy places the organism in Eukaryota, Ciliophora, Heterotrichea, Heterotrichida, Blepharismidae.